Molecule: messenger RNA, 4827 nt
Organism: Chironomus riparius
Lineage: Eukaryota; Metazoa; Arthropoda; Insecta; Diptera; Chironomidae
Source: the annotation of a GenBank genome assembly
CUUGGCCCACGUGAACUUGCUCUACCCGUCGACUGGAUCAGUGAAACUUUACCUCCAAAUAACACAACAAAUUCAUCAAUCGCAUCAGCAGCACAAUUGUCACAGCAGCAGUCAAAAAUAAUGAAUGUGGUAGUACCAAACGUGGCAUGUACGCCAGCUGCUACUAAAAAAAUACGAAGAAAGCCUGAAAAUAAGGUGAGUACUGCUCCUCAAUCACAAAUUAAUAAAUGCAACAAUGAAAAACGACGUCGCGAACUAGAAAACGAAUACAUUGAACAGCUGGGAGAAUUUUUGCAAAUUAAUAAGCGGGAUAUGACCGCAUGUAAGCCCGACAAAGCUGCAAUUUUAAGUGAAGUUGUUAAAAAGUUUCGCAGCUUAUUGGAGCAACGAGCUCGUGAAAAUUCUUCUCAAGGAAGAAACUGUAAUAAAUGUCCAGCUGGAUGCAGUGACUCUUGCACAAUACAUCCAGUACAACAAGGAGAAGUCUCAUCAACUGAACCGCCAUUACCUGAACCAUCGAUUAACGGCCACUCACCUGAAAAGUCUGCAUACUUUGAAGCCGUUCAACAUUAUAUUAGUAACGUUGGUUGGGCCUUACUUGAAAUUAAUUCAGAAGGCUACAUUGAAUGUGCUACGGAAAACGUAAGGGAAGUUUUACAAUAUUCAAGACAAGAAUUGUGUGGACAACCGAUUUAUUCGUACCUGCAUACUGGUGACCAUAAUAAAAUAAGUCCAAUUCUCGAUAAAAAUACAUUAAGUUUUGAUUGGGAACACGAUGAGGGUUCACAUACAUUUGCACAAACCCCAAAGCGUACAGUAAGAAUUAGAUGGCUUUUGAAAUCACCAGAAGAAACACUUGAACAAAGACAGCAACGUUCGAAUCGUUAUAAAGAUAUAUUAAUUAUCUCAGCUCCUGUUAAAGACGAUACUGAUGAGUCGUCCUCGGUGUUGUGUCUCAUUACACUACCCGAAGACGAUCAAUCAAUGGAUACAAAUAUGCCACCAUUAAAUGAACAGCUUACGAUUCGUAUUGAUUCCGAUGGUAAAAUUAUAAAAGUGGAUGCGUCACAAUUGCGAGCACAAUUUGCCACAUUUUUAACCAAAGAAAUUGGACACGGAAUUACUCAGCUUGUACAUCCACAAGAUCGACAACGGCUCUUGUUGCAUUUAAAGGAAGUUAUUCAGCAGGGCCAAACCGAUGCUCAAAUAACAAAUUAUCGAUUAAUGAUUGGUCCAGAACAUUAUGUACAUACAAAAGUUCAAUCAAGAAUGUUCAGAAGUGACGUUGCUGGCGAACCAGAUUUCGUAAUGGCAAUCCAUGAGAUUCUAUCAGACAGUGAAAUUAUGAAUAUUGAGGGUGCAAGCUUCUCGGGAAUGAUUCCAAGUAUGAAUCAUACAAUGUCAGCACAAGGUAUGCUGAUGAAACAACAUACCCAAGGACUCGGUAUUGGUGGACCGUUGCUUGGAAGUCACAUCAUUAACGGUGGUUCAUUGUCACAAAUAUCACCAAGACACAGCCAAAAUGCUCUAUUAAAUGAUACUCCAAUGAUACCUGCACCAAAUUUCAGUGAAAUCUUCCAACCCGAAUUUGAUUUUGAUUUUACGAGUCCAGCAUUCGAUAUUGAGAACCAACUCAUUGACUCGAGACCAGAGUCUCGUGCCAGUAUGGGAUCUGUUAGUACACCACGUCCAUCAUCAGCUACAGCCGCAUUUAGUCCAGCUACAGCACCAAUGUGUCCAUCACCAUUAACACCCUAUAGCCAGCCAAGUCCUGCUAGCAUUACAAACAAUAACAAUACAACAAUGACUAAUAAUAAUUUGACUAAUAAUAAUAACAACAAUAAUAAUGCAGCAUGUGGUAGCAAUAAUACAUCAUCAGGAUUCAAUAGUGCCGGUUCAAAUCAUUCAGGAUCGUUCCAGUUUAGCUUCGAUGAAAAGGAGAAGGUUCAGGAACAAUUGCAAAAGAUGCAACAAAAACAACAGGAAAAUAAUACUUCAGAACGUUUGAGAAACUUGCUAAUGAAGAGUCCAGUUGAUGAUGAACAGCAACGAAAGAAUCAAAUAUUGAAGACUUUAUUGAACGCUGACGACGAAAAGGAUGGUUCGCAAAAGCACAAAAUGAAUCCAUUGACAGAAUUUAAUCAACAUCCAACUCAACGACCAAGAUCUGUUACAUCAGGUGUAAAAAGUGAUAACAAUAUGUUGUUACAGUUAUUGAACGAAAAGUCCGAUGAGGAUGAUUCCAAUAGUAAGCACAGCGAACUCUUGAAAUGCUUACAAAAUCCAACAAAAGACCAGAGAGAAUUGAAUAAUAAUGGAGAUCUAGAUAAUGAGGCCUUGAAGCAGCGCCUUCGCUUCCAAGGUAGUUUCGAGGGAAACAGUCGUAAACGUCCUAGUGAUGAAUCGGACGAUGGUAAUCCUGGUGCACCGAAAAGUCGAUUAUCAAACUUACAACAAAAGAAUAGAAUGUUGGCGCAAUUACUUGCUGGUCCUAGUCGUCCAUUAAAUACAUCAGCGCUAAGCAACUUGCAAAGUAUUUCUGUUGUACGACAAAUGCCUGAUAUUGCGCAUCUUUCAGCCAAGCAACUCUCAUUGGAUAAUCAGCAACAAGCAUCUACACCAAAUCAAAAUAUUCCAAAUAAUAAUAGUAAAACCAUGAACAAUAAUAAUAAUUCAGUUACAAAGAAUAAUAACCUUAAGACGAGUCAACAGCAAAAGAGUAGACAACAGAAUUUAAUUCGACAGCAGAGCAUGCCGAGUGGUAAGAAUUUAAAGCAAAUGGGCGAGCAUGUUUAUUUGGCACAAUUGCAGAGCCAUCAACAGCAGCAAAUGGCGAUGAGUAGAGCCGCAAAUGUGCUUACCUCAAGUGCAAACAGCCAAAGUCCCUUUGACGGAGGUGACGGCAAUCAAUUUGUUACAUCAUCACCAGCUAUUACGUUAGCAGCAGCCUCUUCAUCUUCCACAAUCCAAUCCGAUUCCGUAAUCGAUCCUGAACUCAACGAUAUUCUCGAAAAUUUAUUCGACGAUGGAAGUUACAACGAAGAUCCUACGAUGAAUUUUUUACAAAAUGUUAAUAAUAUUAAUAAUAAUGCGCAGCUUAAGCAACAAGAAGAGUUGGCACAGAUUAAUAAAAUACAGCAAUCUUUAAUGGAGUGUGAGGAUGAGGCAAAUUUUAGCGGUAGUCCACCGGCAUAUCCAUUAGCAGCAUUAACUGCACAAGCACGACUUCAACAAGCUGGAUACUCGCAACCUCCACCAGGAUAUAACCAACAACGUAAUAUUCGUUUGCCACAAAUGAGCAGCGUGACGAGCAAUAACAGUAAUAAUACUAGUAAUAACAAUAAUAUUGUGACCAAUUCAAAUACCACAGCUGCUGCUCAGACAACUAACAUCCAAAAGAAUAUCAACACAGUUCUUGCUGAGCGAUUUCGUUUACAGCAGCAGCAACAAUUGGAACAAAAGCAUCGAUUAUUACAGCAGCAACAGAAUCAACAGAUUGUUGUGACAGCUGGUGCUGAUCAGAUGUGUCUCCCAAAUACUGGAGUACAAAGUAUUGAUUCCUUAUUGAACAAUACAGUCGCGCCAAAUGUAACAUUAACAAGUCGUGGUAAAAUGGUGCCUGACUCACAACUUAGUCCCAACUUCCCUCAGUCUCUCAUGCAUCAACAAUUAAGUCCAAAUCAACAAAGAACUAAUAAUAUUGUUCCAUUUAGCUCUCAAGCCAAUCAAACCUUUCAACAAAAUUCAUUUAAUACAAAUGGUGGUCAACGACUCUCACCUCAACAACAACAGCAACAACAAAUAAAUCAGCAACUCAUCAAUACCUUCCAAGCGGCUAAUGCUGCGAAUGCUACUAAUGCAUCGCAAUUAUCGCCACGUCAACCUCCUUUCAAUCUACAACCAAAUACACAAGUGCAAGCCACUCAAGCCAAUUGGAAUCAACAACAGCAACCUAAUAAUAUAAGAUUGAGCUUGCAGCAGACUAAUCCGAUGCUUAAUGCUCAGUUGAACCAACAAAACGUCAAUACCUUCACAAAUCAACGACAAAUGAUCGCUCAGCGACAAAGGUCCUUAAACUCACCAGGAACGCCUGUCCGACAAAAUAGUUUCAACAGUUCCGACUUCCCCGAACCUCCAAGUCCAUCCGCUCAGCAACAAUAUAGUAAUAAUAUUUUUAAUCAACAACAAAUGAGACUUCAAAGAACACAGAGUGUCCCUCAGGCUACCCAACAUUUGCCAGGCUCGCCACGUCCAUACGGACCGGGUCUGACAGAUAGCCCGAGUGGCUUCCCUCACUCUCACAAUAUGAUGUAUUCUCCGGGGGGUGGUACUGACUUUUACAGAGUUAAUCAGACUGGUGGACAAAAUAAUGGUCUCAAUUCACAAAUGGUGCGACAAGGCUUACGAGCUGUUGUAAGUGGACGACAAACGGUGGGAAAUGGGAGUGGGGCAAAUAAUGGCAUACGAAGAAAUAUGAGUAGUCCAUUAGACACGCUAGUGGGAGGACCGAAUGGAAAUGGCAACUUAGUUGAGACAAAUACGAAUCCAAACAAUCCAAAUAACAAUCUUAUGAUUAAUCAGCAACAACAACAACAACAAACACAGCAGCAACAAUUGCCUAAUCAAAUGAUCAAUGCCGAUAUGGAUCCAACGAUGAGAUUCGGUUUUGAGAUGCCACAAGGUACAACAAACGUUGAAACCAAAUUGACAGCUCCUCCUACUCAAUGUUGGAGUGGUGGAAACUCAAACAAUUCACGGAUUUCUUUGGAGGAACGAACCGGUGACCCGAACAGUUCACUUCUCCGUCAAAAGCUACUCUCAGACUAG